Molecule: messenger RNA, 8888 nt
Organism: Hypomesus transpacificus
Lineage: Eukaryota; Metazoa; Chordata; Actinopteri; Osmeriformes; Osmeridae
Product: desmoplakin-like
Biological process (GO): skin development; wound healing; cell-cell adhesion
Cellular component (GO): plasma membrane; cytoskeleton; intercalated disc
Molecular function (GO): structural molecule activity
Source: RefSeq, a predicted model, not a curated record
CUGUUCCGUAUGUUGACAGUAGACUACCUAGAGAGAAAUAUCUGCGACAGAGAAGGUUGAGACGGUGAAUGUAGUGUGUCCUUCUCCCUUUCGGAAGACGGGAUACUCUUUAGCAAUUUACUUUUAAGAUCUGAACAUCACAAACUGGAAAAAAAUGAGCAUGUACGGGUCUCAAUCGAAACUUACGACAAUGGGUCGGAGAAGUAGUUCUCGACCAGACCUCGCAAGUGCCAGUUUUACCGGUCCCAGGAUAGACGGCGGUUCAGUCUUUGGGGGCAACGGAUUCCAAACUCCGCAUGUGGACAAUUACAACUAUACAUUCUCGAAAACGUCCAUGGGAGGAGGAGGAGGUGGUGGUGGUGGUGGUGGUGGAGCUCAAGGGGCAAGUGUGCAGAACAUCCAGAGCAGAGCUGUAUACCUGCAGGGCAACUGUCAGGAGUACCUCCAUACAGCUCAGAUGAUUCUCGAGAAGGGGGGUUCAGCGAUGGAGGUGGACCAGCUACUGAGCAUGGCUGCUGAGAGCCUGGUGCAGAUGAAAGGCUGCGCCCAGGAGCUGCACCACAUGCACCAUCCUAAUGACAGCCUCUUCAGGAGCAUCGACCAUUUACAGGGAGUGCAUAGAGGACUCCAGUCAGCCAUCACAGGGACAAUCCAGAGGCAGAAAUUAAGCGGUUCGAGGGAAGAACGUGGGAGGAGCUUCACCGACGCCAUGUCUUGGAUUGCUCAACAGAAGCGCCUGAUCGAGAUGUCCCCGUGGGGCGAGGACGCGUCCAGCAUCGAGCAGCAGAUCAUCAGCCACAACAAGUACCACAGCACCAUCCAGAGGAGUUACGAGCUGGAGCAGGCCAGAGAGAAACUGUUUAAGAUGAAUGAUAAGGCUGGCCUCCAUGCCUUGGAGCAGGAAUGGGGCGGAUUGCAGAAAAUGUCCUCCAGUCGUACUGACCAGCUUCGAGAGCUGCAGGGAAUCAUCGAGGAGAUCUCCCACGCCAUCAUGUGGGUGAACGAGCGUGAGGAGGAGGAGCUGGUGUUUGACUGGGGAGACAAGAACAUCGACGUCUACAUCCCCAAGAAGCAGGAGAGCUACUCUAGGCUAAUGAGAGAUCUGGAGGUGAAGGAGAAGGAUUUAAACAAGCUGAAGACCAAGGUGGACGGUCUGCUGAAGAACAACCACCCAGCCUACGACAAGAUUGAGGCCUACAUGGACACUCUGCAGACCCAAUGGAGCUGGCUUCUUCAAAUCACCAAGUGCAUCCACGUCCAUCUGAAGGAAAAUGCUGCUUACAGCCAGUUCUUCAAGGAGGCCAACGAAACGUAUUCAAAGCUGCAGAGGGAACACGAGAACAUCCGCAAGAAGUUCACCUGUGACAAAAACACCCCCCUGGAGAACCUCACAGAGCUUCUGAAUAACCUGGAGAGAGAGAAGGAGAGGAUCGUGGAGAACAAGAGACAGGUUCAGUCCUUGGAAAACAAGUCCAAGAGCAUCGUCAGACUAAAGCCACGCAAUGCUGAGGAGAAGAGCAACAGUCCGGUCAUUGUAAAAGCCCUGUGUGAAUUCAAACAAGACCAGAAAGGGAUCUUGAAAGGAGACGAGGGCAUUCUGAAGGACAACUCCCAGCGUAGCAAGUGGCACGUGACAGGUCCGGGAGGUCUGGAAAUGUUGAUCCCCUCUGUGUGUCUGCUCAUCCCCCCUCCCAACCCCCUCACCAUCGGCCUUGCCAACAAGAACUACCAGUAUUAUGAUGCCAUCAUGAGCAUCUGGAACCAGCUGUACAUCAACAUUAAGAGUCUCAUCUCCUGGCAGUUUUGUGUUAAAGACAUCAACCACAUCAACUCCCUGACUCUGUCUAUGCUGUCUAAGAUGCGUCCUGAUGAGUACCGCAUCAUCAUCAAGAAUCUGGAGACCCACUUCCAGGAGUUCCUUCGCAACAGCCAGGGCUCUGAGAUGUUCGGCGAGGAAGAGAAGAGGAACAUCGAGGGCCAGUACUCAGGGGCCCAGAGCCACUACGACACUCUGGUGAUCCAACUGCCUGCUUACAAUGCCUCUGCCACCAACGUGGAAGUGAUCAAGCCCAGUACGUCCAAGCCCAUCCAGGCGGAGACCGCCAAGAGUACCACCAAGACGACCGUUUCCAAGACGACCAUCCAGACUCCCGCCCCCAGCUCGGCCCUGAGCGUGACCCUGCUUGGUGAACUGAACGCGCUCAGACGCAGGCUGGAGCUGGCCGAGUCAGGCCUCAGUCAGCACCUUCACGUUCCUCUGGGCGAGAACAGUGUGCAGGAGUGCUCACAGCGCAUCCUCAAGUUGGAGGGUAUGCAUGGAGACCUGGAUGCUAUCCGUGACGAGUACCUAAGGCUGAGAGAGAAGAUCUUGAGGCAGCUGGAGGGAGCUGCAGCUGACUCGGAGCAGGCCAAGUUCCUGCGCUCCGAGCUCGAGGUCCUCAACCAGAAACUAGGAGACCUUCAGGGCCUGUCAUCUGCCUACCAACAGAGACUUAUAGCUCUGAGGGCCUUGCUCCAGAGUAUUUUAAAGGCUGAGGAUGUCAUCAAGGUCCAUGAGGCUCGUCUGACUGAGAAGGAGACCACCUCCCUGGACCUCAACGAGGUGGACCGCUACCGCAACACUCUGAAGCAAAUGAAAUCAGAUUUGGAACAAAAGAGAGACCUUCUGACAGCGAUAGACUCCAACCUGGCCAAGGCAGUGCACUGCAACGCCCUGAUCUCCCAGUCCUUCCACAAGUGUGACGUGGAUCUGUCCAAAUAUUCAGAACUGGUGGGUCAGAUGACCGACCGCUGGCGCCGCAUCCAAACUCAGAUCGACAGCAGGGUGUGGGACCUGGAGAAGCAGGAGAAACAGCUGAGUCACUUCAAGCAGAGCAGCUCAAACCUGGACCAGUGGGUCGACAGCGCCAAGAAGCGCCAGGACACGCUGCAGACCACCAAGUUCACCGACAUCCAGGUCCUCAUGGAGCAUCUCAACCAGCAGAAGGCGCUUCACAGCGAGAUUAAAGGGAAGAAGGAGAAAGUGGAGGAUGUUCAGAAGGAGGCCGACACCUGUGCUGCCUCCAUAAAGGACUAUGAGCUGCAGCUGGCCUCCUACAGUGCUGGCCUGGAGACUCUCCUCAACAUCCCUAUCAAGAGAACCAUGCUGCAGUCUCCUGCCACGGCAGUCAGAGAAGAGGCGGCUGAUCUCCAGUCUCGCUACAUCGAGUUGCUGACUCGCUCCGGUGACUACUACAAGUACCUGGGAGACAUGCUGAAGAACAUGGAGGAACUAAAGAUCAGGAACACCAAGAUUGAAUUGCUGGAAGAAGAGCUGAGGAGACUGAAGGACGACAUCCAAGACCGCACCCAGAAAAACCGCUCUCUCGAAGACUCCCUGUCCCGCUACCAGCUGGAACUGAGCCAGUCCAAAGAACAGCUCGUCUCCAUGGAGGAGGUGAAGAGGACCUCGGUCAUGCAGGUGAACGUGGCCCGUGAGAACCUGGACAGCACCAGCAGCCAGGUGAAAGACCUCAGCGACAAGCUGGCCCGCCUCACCUUCCAGCUGGACGAGGAGCAGAGGAAGAGGAGGCUGGCUGAGGAGCGCUACAGCAGCCAGCAGGAGGAGUACGAGGCGGCCGUGCGGCGGCGCCAGAAGGAGCUUGACGAGCUCAACUGGUCGAAGAUUGACCUUGAGAAGGCAGUGAAGGACAAGGAGCGUGAGCUGGAGAGGCUGAAGAUGCAACUAGAGGAGGAGGCGGCUCGCCGGCGAGGGGCAGAGUCCGAGAUCUCUAAGGUAAGAACCCAGUGCAGCCAGGAGAUUAGUCAGCUCAAACAAUCGCACGAGACGGAGAUCCACGUGACCAAGACCACAGUGCUGAAGACCUCGGCCCAGAAGGAGGACCACGCGGCGGAGCUCAGGCUGCAGUGCGAGAGGGCGCAGGCGGAGAAGCGCGACCUGGAGGAGGAACUGAGGAGGCUGAGGCUGUCCGUCACCCAGACUGAGGAGAUGAGGAGGCAGGCUGAGGAGGAAGCCCUCCAGCAGAGGUCAGCCGGGACCCAGGAGUCGAGGAGGCGCACGGAACUGGAGGUGCAGCUGCAGACUGUGGUCCACCAGAGAGGGGAGAUGGAGCUCAGACACAAGGAGACCCUGGCGGAGGCUACCAGAAGCAACCAGGAGCAGGGCCGGAAGGUCAGCCAGCUCACCAUCAGCCUGGAGGAGGAGUCCAACAGGAGGAGAGCCCUGGAGGUGGAGAUCGGGCGUUUGAAACAGAACCAGGCGGAGCUACAGAGCAGGCAUGCCUCCACCCUGGAGAUGGUCAACAAGCUGAAGGUGUCUGAGCAGGAGAUCCACCUCGUCCGAGUUGAGCUGGAGAAGCAGACCAACGAGAGGACCAAGACUGAGCAGAACGCCCAAAGGCUGCAUGGCCGCAUCCGGGAGCUGCAGACCUUGGUGGAUGGACUCCAGGUUGACGUUGAGAAGCACAAGAAGGAAACCCAGGAGGAGUUCACCCGGAGGAAGAGGAUGGAGGCGGAACUUGAGAGGAUGACCCAGAGCUGCCGGGAACACACCACCACCAUCAACACCCUGAAGGCCAGGCAGGAGGAGGUGUCCACGUCAGGGAGGAAGUUUGAACAGGACCUCCGAGCCCUCCAGGUGGCCCUGGACCAGAGCUUGAGGGAGCACAAGAUCACCACAGAGCGCCUGGCUCAGGUGACGGCUGAGCUGAAGGCCCUACAGCAGCAGCUCCUCCAGGAGCAAGCCCGGGUCAGGGAGGUGAGCCUGCGCAACGAGAGCCUCAGCAAGACCAUCGAAGACAAGAGCCGCCUGCUGAAUGACAGCACCACGGAGAUAGAGAAGCUGAAGAGCCUGACCCAGACCCUGACUAAGGAGAGGCUGAGACUGGAGGAGGAGCUGAGGGGAGUCAGGCAGGAGAGGGAUGAGCUGAGGCUGAGCAAGGACAGUGUUGAUGGGGAGAGCGCCUCACAGAUCUCAGCCCUGCACAUCCAGCUCCAGAGCAGCAACAAGAGAACUCUGGACCUCCAGGCUAUCAUCAAUGACCUGACCAAGGAGAGGGAAAAGCUAAAGUCGGAUAUAGACAAAAUCCAAAAGCAGUCCAUUGAGACAUCCAUUAUGGUGCAGGAGUCCCAGAACCACUACACUACACUGCUGCACGAGAAAGACAGCCUGCUUGCCAAACUCAAACUGCUGGAACAGGACAAGGGUCGCCAUCUCCGUCUGGAAGAGGAGCUGAACCGUAUUAAGCUCUCCCUGGACACAGAGCUGCGCAACAAACAGCGGCUCAAGGAAGAGAGCGACACCAUGCGCAAGGACUUCACCUACUGGAAGAGCCAGUACGAGUUGAAGGAGGGCCAGAUGAGACAGAGCGACUCGGAUAGGGAAAAGGCGGAGCGGGGCCGGAGCUCCCUGAAAAGCGAGGUGGAAAGGUUGAUGUUGGAGCUGAGGAGUGUGGAUGACAAAUACCGCAACCGGCUGCAGAGCUCGGAGAUGGAGGUGUCGACCCUGGUCCUGAAGAGAGACUCCCUGGAGAGGGAGCUGAAGAGGCUGCAGCAGAGGCCCGACUCCCUGAGCAGACAGACCCAGACGGACGAGAAGCUCCCCACCGUGGACCCCAGCAAGCUGGUGUUCGAAGGCGUCCGUCGCAAAGUCACGGCCCACCAGCUGUGUGACUGCGGCAUCAUCAGUAAAGCCACCCUGGAGCAGCUCCUGAAAGGCCAGAGGACCGUCGAGGAGGUGACCGUAGACAUCCAGCUUCAUCUGAAGGGCACGGGCAUCAUCUCUGGCAUGACAGGAGGCCCCCAGGGUAAGAUGUCCAUCACUGAAGCCAAGACCAAGAACCUGCUGACGCCGGACAGCGCCCUCAUGCUGCUGGAAGCUCAAGCUGCAACGGGACACAUUAUUGACCCCAAGUUCAAUGAGAAGAUGUCGGUGGACACGGCUUGUAGCAGAGGGGUGGUCGACACAGAAGACAGAGAUGCCCUCUUGACAGCUGAAGCAGCCAGCGUAGGAUUCAAGGAUCCGUACACUGGCAAGCUGCUCUCUGUGGGACAGGCCCUCAAGCAGGGCCGCCUGGACAAAGAGACGGCCCUCCGUUUGCUACAGGCCCAGGAGUCUGUCGGUGGGAUCCUGGACCCCGUCCUGAGUGUGUACCUGCCCAAAGAUCUAGCCCUUGACCGCAACCUGAUCGACGAGGAUCUCUACAGGGCUCUGAACAGGAAGCCCGCUUGCUACGUAGACCCGACCUCCAAGGACAAGAUCAGCUACAGUGAUCUGAGGGUUAAGUGCAGGAUAGAACCAGUGUCAGGUCUGCUCCUCCUCCCUGCUUCAGAGAAAAUGACCGUGCAAGGCCUCCGAGGCGAGGUGUCUGUGAGAGAUUUGGUCGACUCCAACCUCUUGGACGAGGCCGACUUCCAGAAGCUAAGCCAAGGCCAACUCACCAGCAAGGACAUUGAAGACAAGCUCAAGAACUAUCUGCAUGGCUCCAGCUGCAUUGCCGGGAUCUAUGACGAGGCCAACAACCGGAUCAUGCCCUUCUACCAGGCCAUGAAGGAUGGCCUGCUCCGACGAGGGACCACCCUGGAGCUCCUGGAGGCCCAGGCUGCCUCAGGUUUCAUGAUCGACCCAGUCAACAACCUCUAUCUAACUGUGGACGAGGCCUGGAGGAGAGGCUUGGUGGGUAAAGAGUUCAAGGACAAGCUGCUGUCAGCCGAGAGGGCCGUAGUGGGAUACCGAGAUCCGGCCACGGAGAAGACCAUCUCUCUCUUCCAGGCCAUUGAGAAGGAACUGAUCGAGAAAGGCCAUGGCAUCCGUCUGCUGGAGGCCCAGAUAGCCAGUGGUGGCAUCAUUGACCCCAAAGAGAACCACCGCAUCGACGUGGAGGUGGCAUACCAGAGGGGCUACUUUGACAAAGAGAUGAACGACAUCCUCACCUACGAGGGGGAUGACACCAAGGGCUUCUUCGACCCCAACACCCACGAGAACCUGACCUAUCUUCAGCUGAAGGACAGGUGUAUCAAAGACCCCAAAACGGGUCUCGUGCUCCUGCCUCUGAGAGACAAGAAGAAGCCCCAGCCCCCCAAGGAGAACAGCCAGACCAACAUCCUGCGGAAAAGACGGGUGGUCAUCGUGGACCCUGACACUGGGAGAGAGAUGACGGUGCGGGAGGCCUACCACAAGGAGCUCAUCGACUAUGACACCUUCCUGGACCUGUCGGAGCAGGAAUGUGAAUGGGAGGAGAUCACCAUCAAAGAGUCGAAUGGCUCCGAGCGUCUCGUUGUGGUCGACAGGAAAACCGGCACUCAGUACGACAUCCAGAAGUCCCUGGAUCAAGGGAUCAUCAGCCAGAGGUCUCUGGACCAGUACCGGGCCGGCACCCUAACCCUCCCCCAGUUUGCUGACAUGAUCACCAGCCGAACCAGCAGCACAGAGCUGUCAAUCACGGCCAGCAACGCGGAGGACGUGGAGACAUGCGGUACCCCCUCCCAGGCCAGCCCCUCCUCUCCCACGGUCCGCAAACGCUUCAAUAGUAUCUCCAUCACCCUCUCCCCGGCAGAGAUGUUUGAUGACCAUAGCCCCGUGGCGGCCAUCUUUGACACGGAGACCCUGGAGAAGAUCACCAUCAGCGAGGCGUUGCGGAGGGGUUUAGUGGACGCCAUUACUGCCCAGAGGCUGCUGGAGGCCCAGGCAUGCACUGGAGGCAUUGUCAACCCUGCCAACGGCCAGAGGCUCCCCCUGCAGGAUGCUGUGCACCAGGGCAUCAUAGACGACGCCAUGGCCUCCAAGCUAAAGCCUGCCCAGAAAGCCUUUACUGGCUUUGAAGACGUGAAGACCAAGAGGAAGAUGUCAGCUGCCGAAGCUAUGAAGGAGAAGUGGCUGCCUUAUGAAGCUGGCCAGAGGUUCCUGGAGUUCCAGUACCUGACAGGGGGGCUGCUGGAGCCUGGCACCGGGAAGCGGGUAACGAUUGAGGAAGUCAUCCGCAGGGGCUGGCUGGAUGGCAGAGAGGCGCAGAAGCUCCAGGACACCAGGAACCACCUCAAGAAUCUGACCUGCCCCAAGACCAAGCUGAAAAUCUCUUACAAGGAGGCCAUGGACAGCUGCAUGGUGGAAGAAAACAAUGAGAUGAAGAUGCUCCAGGCAUCUUCCAUGUCCACCAAGGGCAUCAGCAGCCCCUACAACGUGUCCAACCCAGGCUCUCGCUCCGGAUCCAGGGCCGGAUCCCGAGUGGGCUCCAGGACGGGCUCCCGCAGAGGCAGUGUGGACUACUCCUCGGUUAGCUACAGCUUCACCACGAAUAGCACGUCCUUCAGCAACAACUCCCUCUCCUAAUGGAUAGGAGAGGAUCGGGAGGGCCAGAAGACCUGAGAUGAUCUUGAAUGUUUUGACUUGUUUUUCUUUCGUUGCUGUUUCUUUAAGUAUAUUGGUUAGGGAAGGAUACAUAUGGCAAUAUAUUACUUUAACAGAUCUAGGGUAUUUUAUGGGGUUUUGUUAUUGUUUUUAAUUGGGAAAUAUAUCAUUUGUGUUCCGUACAUCUUCCACUUUAAUAUCUGAUAUGCUUCAUUUAAAGUCAUGCUUAUGCAGGAUAAAAACUGUAAAUCUGGAAAUAAGGAACUUUACGGUUUUAAAUAGUUAAUCUGAUUUAAACUUAGCUGAUUUACUUGCUGUGGAAGUCGACUGUGUUUUUUCCUUUUCUUUUGUGCUUUUCUUUUGAAUUUGUCACUAUUGUUACCAUAACAUACAUCAAAUCGUUCUCAUUAGAAGAAAAAAAAAGCAGUAGAAUGAGUUAAAUGUUUUAAAAUUUAUAAAAGGAAGUCAAAUGUUUCAUUCUCAUGAUCAAACAGAAUAUUAUCAUAUAGUGCUAAAUGAAAAUAAAUACAUGUAUUGGCUGUAA